AGCCUGCCUUGCCAGGGUCGGACUGAAGCUCAAGAAACGACAAGGAGAAGCGAACAUCUGGCCGCACAUCAUGAAAGGAAAUCGGGGCUUUUAGAGAGAAUAAAGACGACGAACUGGGCGGAAAUAAAUGUUAUGAAGGAAGAAUGGAGUUCCCAGACCAUAGCCGCCAGUUGCUGCAGUGUCUGAGUCAGCAGCGUCACCAAGGUUUCCUCUGUGACUGCACUGUUCUUGUCGGGGAGGCUCGAUUCAAAGCGCACAGAGCCGUGCUGGCCUCCUGCAGCAUGUACUUCCAUCUCUUCUACAGGGACCAGCUAGACAAAAGGGACGUUGUGCAUCUCAACAGUGACAUUGUGACAGCCCCUGCUUUCAGUCUGCUCCUUGAAUUUAUGUAUGAGGGGAAGUUGGAAUUCAGCACUCUGCCGGUGGAGGAUGUCCUGGCAGCAGCCAGUUACCUCCACAUGUAUGAUAUAGUGAAAGUGUGCAAAGGCAAGCUUAAGGAUAAGGAACUUUCCUCCCUGGAUGAGAAGAUGGGUGAGGGUUUGGGACUCAGCUGUCUGGACAGGGAAAAUUCCUCAGAUGGCGAGCUGCACAGUAAGCAGCUCAUCCGGCGACAGCCCCAGACACAGUCUCAGGGGCUUCACAGGGCCCCCCCGGCAGAAGAGUUUGACAUGGACAACAGCGAAGUCAGGCUGGCUGUCACAGAUUGUGAUAGGUCUACACGGAGCAGGCAGAAGGCAAACGGUCACUCUGGCAGGUCCCCGGACCUUGUAAGUGUCAAUUAUGUGUCAGCAGAGGCCGAGCCCUGCGUCCAAACAGCUGGAAAAACAAAAGCUGAUGUCAGUAGUUCCACCGUAUCGCUGUCCCAGAGGUCCCGGGCUUCAGAUGACAUGGACUGUGCACUGGAUUUGUCUUUCAAGCCUCUGUCUAGCAGAGAUCCCUUACACCCCUCCUACGUCUCGGGACAGCUGGCCCUCGACAGCCAGCAGCAGGGCAUUGAGCCACUUGUUAAAGACGAACACGACUUGCUGUCAGAGCAGGAGGACAGUGAGCCGACGAGCCCUGAGAGCCAGCGCUUUGGGAAUAGUGCCAGGAGCUCAGUGGUGACAGGGUUCGCUGCCCUCUUCCCAGGCAACAACGGCUCCACAGCCGCCCUGCUCUCCCAGGAGGAGGACCUGAUGGACGAGGAGGGGGAGGCCUGCAGAGGGAGGGAGGGCGCCCCAGGCAGGGAGUUAGAGGAGAGGAGGGGUAGGCUGCUGGGGGACAGCGAGGAGGAGGAGGACGACUUGGCCUCUUCAGACAUCUCCACCUCCAGCGGGGUGCUCCUGCCCCCGGGGCAACAGGUGUGUGUGUGCCCCCUCUGCAGUAAAGUCUUCCCCAGCCCCCAUGUGUUGCAACUGCACCUCAGCUCUCACUUCCGUGAGAAGGACGGCGCUCGCUCCAAGUUGUCCCCCGACGGCUCGGUCCCCACCUGCUUGCAGUGCAACAAGACCUUCUCCUGCAUGUAUACCCUUAAGCGCCACGAGCGCACACACUCUGGCGAGAAGCCAUACACCUGUGGUCAGUGUGGCAAGAGCUUCCAGUACUCCCAUAACUUGAGUCGGCACGCUGUAGUUCACACACGUGAGAAGCCUCACGCUUGUAAGUGGUGCGAACGGCGCUUCACCCAGUCUGGGGACCUCUACCGCCACAUCAGGAAGUUUCACUGUGGCCUUGUCAAGACUCUCGCCAUUGGAUAAAACACACCUCUCUCCAGUGCCAUGACAUAAGACAUAGUGUCUUUUCAUACACUGAAUACGAUUAUUGUACAAUUUUCCCAUUAGUACACACACGCUGGCAGUUUGUCGGAGACAUAUCUUUUGGAUUUUUACCCCAUGUGGCAUUUUUCAAGUUUGAAAAAAAAAAAGACAUGUAGCAACUUUAAAACUGGAGCUGUUUUCUGUGCUGGACUGUGUCAGAGGCGUAGGUGACGGUCAGAGGCAGACAGUCGAAGGUGCACAGGCUGUUAAGAAUAACAUGGGUGCUGUGAAAUUCAAGCUGGAACUGUGUGGGGGCGAAGGUGAACAAAUCAGAUGAUGCACUUGUAUGUUUCUGUCCUGUUUGUGUCAAUCUGUUGAGUUUAUUUGAGGAGUAUAUUUGCUGAAAGGAAAAGAAAAAAAGCAUCCUAUGUUCAUACCCUCUGGGUAAAUGCGUGAUGGCUAAUGCUUACAUAUGUUAAUACAAUCGUCAGAGUAGGUGAGACUUUGUGCACAUGGGAGAUCAGAACCGUCCGUGAGUAGCAAUAUAUAAUUUUUUUUUAACUCCUACAUUAUUAUUAUUAUUAUUUAUUAUUUGGGAUUUGUUUAGUCCUUAACAAGUAAACUAUCACAAGGCAGCAAAACUAAUGAAGUCUGACUACUGGAAGUAUCUUUUUUUUUUUUCAUGGAAGUAGAAUUUUUGUUUGGUUGAAAUGAAGUCGGUUACAGUUUUAUGUUGUUUAUAAGAAGAAGCAAGCAGGUCAUUAUAUCAACAUUUUUUUUUUUCAGCUUGCAGGAGAGUUACCAGCUCUUUAGUUGCUAAUGCGAGUGAGCACAUAUCGAUGAGACGGCCUUCUAACCGCAACUUAAAAAGAAGUUGUAUAAUCAGAGGAGGGAUGGAAAGUAGCGAAAAAGCUAAUGCCUGUAACACUGGUGCCUACUGAAGUUCUCAAACACUUCACCUAGUUACUAAAACAAGAAUGAGGUGUGUUACCAUGCCUACUUGUCAAAUUCAGUGAUCUUUUUUUUUUCUUUUUUAAAAAUCUGGAUUACACUCCAUAUACCAGGUAGUAACAAAGGUAAUUGUCUACUCUGGAAUGCCAGCUGACCCACGAGUGUCCUUUAGUUAAAUCAUUCACAAGAAUGUAAUAAAAGUAUGUAAAUCAAGCUCUUGUCAAUUAAACGUUUGUUGACUCAUUUGGGUUAAAAGCAAAUAGUUGCCAGUGAAUUACCUUGUUAUUUCCUGGUAUGGCUUAAAAGGCACACUGACGUGGUGUUUAAGGCGAACCCUCAGCAGGCAGGGAGGGGAAGGAGGAAGACAGGUGGACGUUCAGUGCUUUGUCUGUGACUGUUGUUAGCACCACUCAGCUGAAUCUGCUGACUUUUCUUUCUUUGAAUUAACCUUGUCACAUUAUUAUAUCUUCUUACUGUACGUGUGUAAGUUACUACUGAUGAAGCCGGAGCCUUUAGUGAUGCUGUCCUUGAAAGAAUCUCUGGGCAGGAUUUACUUCUGUCUGUUCACAUAGAUGUUAUAUGAAUUCUUAACAGGGGGUGUAGCACUAAAAGUUCGUGAUAUUUGUCUAAUCUGUCCUGAGAAGACUUGAUCAGAAUUUAUUUAUUAGUUUGACUUGGUUCAGGGUUUACUGUAGGUGUAGUUCUUAUUUCUAUAAGCUUGAAAGACGUUGCGUCUUGCCUAGCGAUUUUUUUUUUUUGGUACUCAUUAACUGGUAUUGGGGCUGUCUGUUCAUUUUUCUCUGUGCAAAUCAAGUUACUGUAAUUGUAUUUUAAUAUACUGUGUAGAAACCUCUAUGGAAUAUUCAAGAUUUGUCACAUGGAACAUAGAGAAGCACUUGUUUUUAGCAUGCAUAUAGUUUCAACACUAUUGUCUAGGCUGCUAUUUCUUACUAUUUGUAUAUUUAAUGUAAAUAUAUAUUCUAUUUAUCAAACUGUUUGUUUCUCCGUGUUACAACACACGUAAGGUCGAGAGAGUCAGGUGUCUUAUUAAGGCUGCAGUCUCUUAAAGUGUCACGUCUUCCCCAGGGAGUUUGGUUCUUUUUCCAUAUUCAAGGCUUGAUUGGACUCCGCCUCACUACAAAUCAGAGGAGCUAAUACCGCUCCAACUGCUGUUCUGCCACAGGAAACAGUUGUUCACAAGCACAGCCACACUGAUACGGCAUUGGCUACCUAUAGAAAUGAGACAAUACAGGCAUUGUUCCCCCCACCAAGUCCCAGGUAGUUCUCAAGGGAUCAUUGUGUAUCUCUCUCUCUCCUGGCUGUGGGGAGAAAAGCCAGCGCAAGUCUCUCUUUGCACUUUUCUGUAUUGAAUGGAGCCCUUGGAAUGUGAGAAAUGUUUUUAGCAAAGGGAGACCAAGGAGACUGUAAACAGGUGUAUUGUUUGGAGGCAUCAAAGAACAGCCCCCCUAUCCCAGCAUGCAGUAGAUAAACGCUUCAUUGUUCCUCUACAUGGAGGAGUACCACGGUGAUUUGAUUGCACAUCUAUCAAGAGAAUAUCAGAAUUAACAGAGUAUUGUUUUUUUUCCCCAAGUGCUAGAUUUUAGGAAAAAAAAAGUGAUGAGAUUGACAUGAAAUAUCUGGCAACUGUGGCCACAGAGGUCAGAUGGAGGUGCUUCACUACCUGUCCAUUUCAGCACAGACACCCAAAGGUGUUUUUCUUUUGUCCUUAAUGUUAAUCAGCAAGACUUCUUUCAGGACACAAAAAUGAAUUCACAUGUGAUUUCUCAGCAUUUGCAAUGAUUUGUCAGCAUUUUAAGUGGAGUCAAAAGGGAAUCAAACCAUUUCCCCUUUUUCAUUCUAAUCCCCAAACUUGCAGUCAGCAAUGGAGCUUGAAUGAAUGGGUCUUGCUUGUAAUCGUACAAGAGAUGUGGUUUGGCUCCCUGUUAACUUGCACAAACUCUCCUGUUGUUCACAUGACAGGUUAAUCACUUUGGUUAGUCCUCAGAACAAUAAGAUAUAUUUCAGAUACAUAGGUGUUUCGUAGUGUUAAUAAUGUAUAUUUCAAUCCGAACCCACAGGAAUGUAGAUUUUGUCACUGUUUCAGGUGUUUUUUUUGUUUUGUUUUUUUUUUGUUUUGUUUUUUUAAAGAAACAUUUCUUAUGUGGUGCAAGUUAAAAUCGCUUGAUUCUCUAAUGUACAUGUGUACAGAGGUAGACAAACAGACAAACUAAUGAUAUGUAAAGAAUUUUUCUUUCUUUUUAUUGUUUGCAGUCUUUAUUUAUACCUCCAGGAUCAUCACCGAUUGUGCCUUGUAGACACACGAAUAGGUGUUGCAUCUGGAGAAGGCCUUUUUUCUAUAUUGUACAUUUUUGCCCUUGACUGCGGUGGUAAAGUUCACAUCAUAGCGACAGUGGCCCACUGUCGCUAAAACGAUUCACAGCUGUUGUUCCUGUUUUUCUAUCAUAUCAAAAAUGUCAAACCAGACAAACUGACAGUUUGAAGUACUAGUACUUCUAGUGAAGUACUAGUUUUUUUUUUUUGUUGUUUUUUUUUUUUGCUGAGCAGGAUUACAUUGGCGUUUGGAGAUUUAUUCGACCAUUUUUGUUUAUGACUAAAUCUGUUUUUGGAUGUAUUAAACUGAAGACAAGCAUUUUUUUUGUGUUUUGGCUUUUAGUCGCCAGUGCUACUGGGAACUAACAGUCUGUUCCUCAGUUAAUGUCACUGUUGAAUGUGAAACACUGAGAUUUUGAUUGUUGACAGAGCUACUCUUGACCGAGGGCUAUGUUUGCCUAACUCAUGCUGUAUGAUCUUUUAAGUCUAAAAAUGACUUUACUGAUACUGGAAUUUUGUCCUCUGCAGGUUACAACUGUGAAAUUGUGUAUAAUCAUGAGAAAUAUUUAUUAUUGUUGCAUUUGCUUCUUGUGCAGCAUUUGACUGUCUCCGUUUUAAUUUGGUUAAAAAAAAAAAAGAAAAAAGAAAAAAGCUUCUAAAUGUCAAACGAAAAUCUUUUUAAUAGAAUUUGUA
This is a messenger RNA of Toxotes jaculatrix (banded archerfish), 5711 nucleotides long. RefSeq names its product zinc finger and BTB domain containing 42 (gene zbtb42). The coding region runs from base 144 to 1736 and encodes 530 amino acids. Gene Ontology annotation, molecular function: DNA-binding transcription factor activity, RNA polymerase II-specific; protein binding; RNA polymerase II cis-regulatory region sequence-specific DNA binding. The transcript is spliced from 2 exons. NCBI's taxonomy places the organism in Eukaryota, Metazoa, Chordata, Actinopteri, Toxotidae. The record is from RefSeq and is a predicted model, not a curated record. Gene Ontology annotation, biological process: regulation of transcription by RNA polymerase II. Gene Ontology annotation, cellular component: nucleus.